Messenger RNA from Microthlaspi erraticum, 1104 nucleotides. The record is from the annotation of a GenBank genome assembly. NCBI's taxonomy places the organism in Eukaryota, Viridiplantae, Streptophyta, Magnoliopsida, Brassicales, Brassicaceae.
AUGUUUGAUGUCAGAAAGGCGAAUCUCAAACAUACUUGCGACGCGGACAGCCGACGGACGUUCUCUAAGCACGCAUCGUCGAAGGUGAUAGCAGCACUUCUGAGAACCAAGUACGAAACUACUGUCGGGCCACGUCCUAAGGAUUUGCCGUACUCGAUUCUGAGAGAGCAUCACAUUAAUGCCUCUUACUGGAAAUGCUGGAAAGCGAAAGAAUUGGCAAUUGCAUCUGCGCAUGGAACAGAGGAAAGCUCCUACAAGUUGCUACCACUGUACCUAUACUUACUGAAGUGUGCAAAUCCAGGGAGCAUUACACAUCUACAUACCGAGGUUGAUGAAAAGGGUGCAACAAGGUUUAAGUAUGCGUUUAUGGCGCUGAAGGCAUGCGUGGAUGGAUGGAAGCACUUGAGGAAAAUUCUCGUGGUGGAUGGAACUCAUAUGUUUGGGAAGUACAGGGGAUGUCUCUUGACGGCCAGCGGUCAGGACGCCAAUUUUCAAGUAUUCCCUAUAGCGUUUGCCGUGAAGCCCAUCAAUCAAGAGCGCGAUACGGAAAUGGUUUCCAAAUUCCCACCACGGAACAUGUCUUACCCACUGACAAGGAACGUCGACGACCACUACAAGCGUAGACAUCAGAGAGCGCUAGUCCAACAGGCUGGAGAGGCAUUUUACGGUGGCCAAAUUCAAGAAGUAUUACGAUGGUUUGAGAGCAGGAGACAGAAAAUAGAGAAAAUGCAUGGCGACAUACCAGAGGAAGUGGAUAAGGAGCUGUCGUUAAAUAUGGAGCAAUCCGCAGGAUUGCCGGCUGUGCAAGUUGGACGUGUACAUGCCUCGAAUUUCAGUGUCUUAGAAUACCAUGUCGGCACGCAAUUGCUGCUGCCACAGUUGGGACGUGCCCUACAAAUCGUUGGUGGACGACAUUCACAAGAAGCCAACAUGGUUAUCCUCAAUAUCAUGUAUCACAUUGCCCAUCCCCCAGACAAUGUUGAUGUUCCCCAGUAUAUUCUCGACCUACCGGAGACCAUGAAACCGAAGUUGAAGCGACCUCCCGGAAGGCCAGCGAAGAAAGGAAACGGUCCGCUGGUGAAUACCCGGUUCCGGAAGGCGUAA